AUGCAUAUUAAUAUAUGGGCUGACAGCAGACAUCAACCGUCUACGGUUGUUACAACGGAUUGUCCUAAUAAUGACUAUGUUUUGACAACCAAAUCAUUAGAAAUAAAAGAAAUUUCAGGCAGUGGCUCCUCGACUACUGAUGUAUCAACUCUUGAUGACAUAUCAGGCAGUGGUUACUCAACUACUGCUGUAUCAACUCUUGUUGACAUAUCAGGCAGUGGUUCAUCGACUACUGAUGUUUCAACUCUUGUUGACAUAUCAGGCAGUGGUUCGUCGACUACUGAUGUAUCAACUCUUGAUGUCAUAUCAGGCAGUGGUUCGUCGACUACUGAUGUAUCAACUCUUGAUGACAUAUCAGGCAGUGGUUCGUCGACUACUGAUGUAUCAACUCUUGAUGACAUAUCAGGCAGUGGUUCCUUGACUACUGCUGUAUCAACUCUUGAUGCCAUAUCAGGCAGUGGUUCAUCGACUACUGAUGUAUCAACUCUUUUUGACAUAUCAGGCAGUGGUUCAUCGACUACUGAUGUAUCAACACUUGAUGACAUAUCAGGCAGUGGUUCUUCGACUACUGAUGUAUCAACUCUUUUUGACAUAUCAGGCAGUGGUUCAUCGACUACUGAUGUAUCAACUCUUGAUGACAUAUCAGGCAGUGGUUCAUCGACUACUGAUGUAUCAACUCUUUUUGACAUAUCAGGCAGUGGUUCCUCAACUACUGAUGUAUCAACUCUUGAUGACAUAUCAGGCAGUGGUUCUUCGACUACUGAUGUAUCAACUCUUGUUGAUAUAUCAGGCAGUGGUUCCUUGACUACUGAUUUAUCAACUCUUCUAGGAAGUACAGAGAAUGACUUAAUCUCAGCUGGAAUAUCAACUAUUGAUGACAAAUCAGGCAGUGGUUCCUCGAUUUAUGAUGACACAAUAGGCAUUGGUUCCUUAACUAUAGAAGAAUUUAAACCAUAUGGACAAGACGGCUAUGACUACAUAAAUUAUUAUGACAACUGA
Saccostrea cuccullata (small rock oyster) is the source of this 999-nucleotide messenger RNA. Its product is annotated as serine-rich adhesin for platelets-like. The record is from RefSeq and is a predicted model, not a curated record. The transcript is spliced from 2 exons. The coding region runs from base 1 to 999 and encodes 332 amino acids. Lineage: Eukaryota; Metazoa; Mollusca; Bivalvia; Ostreida; Ostreidae.